GCUAAAUCUCAUCUGAACCCAGAUACCAUACCAAAUCAUUUGCUGAUUUUAUUUCAAUAGCUUGAUUCCUUCCCUAAAAAACAAAAGGAGUUGUUAGUAAUUAAAAUUCCUUAACAACGGUGUUAUAUGAAAGGAGCAUUCAACUUUAGACACUUAAAUCUUUUUCUUCGUUUUCAUUUCUUCUUUAUUUACUUGGUUUUUUCAGUUAAUAGGUAGAGCCUAAAAAUAAAUUAGACAGCACCAAGUUUGAAGAGCAUGGCUUCCAAUAUUGUGACAAUAAUUUCAAGUUUUGUUAUAGCAGUGAUAGUAGCUAUCACAGUUCAGAUCUUCUACUUCUCACCCAUAGAUCCACUACCACUGGAGAUUCCACCUUCAUCUUCUGCUAGACACAACCAAUUAAAGAACAUAAUUAAGCUAGGAGAAGGGGUUCUGAAGGAUCCAGAAGAUGUUUGUUUUGACAAAGAGGGAACUCUGUAUGCUGCUACAAGAGAUGGUUGGAUUAAAAGAUUACCAAGAAAUAAUGGAGAUUGGGAGAAUUGGAAGCAUAUUGAUAGUAACACUUUGCUAGGAAUCACUCCUUCUAAAGAUGGUGGCCUAAUCGUAUGUGACGCUACAAAGGGUUUAUUCAAGGUUACAGAGGAUGAUGGUUUCACUGUUCUCGUUUCAUCACAAGGGAAUGGUUCUCAAAUCAAUUUUGCAGAUGAUGUGAUAGAAGCAUCAGAUGGAAGUAUAUAUUUCAGUGAUGCUAGCAAAAAGUAUGGUUUGCAUCAUGUGCAUCUGGAUUUGCUAGAGGCAAGACCACAUGGACAACUUCUAAAGUACAAUCCAACUUCAAAUGAUGUUGAUAUUGUCUUGGACAAACUGUACUUUGCCAAUGGAGUUGCACUCUCCAAAGACGAAGAUUAUCUUCUUGUGUCUGAAACCUGGAAAUCCAGGGUUCUGAGGCAUUGGCUAAAAGGAGCAAAUAAAGGCAAAACAGAUAUUUUCGUUGAAAACCUUCCGGGUGGACCUGAUAAUAUCAAUCUAGCUCCUGAUGGUUCAUUUUGGAUAGCUUUGGUUUCGCUAACUAAUAAUGGAUUGGAGUUUAUGCACAAAUACACGGUAAUUAAGCACUUACUAGGUUCAUUUCCAAGGUUAUAUGGCCUUACGAGUGGUGAAACCAAGAAGGCAACAGUGGUCAAUGUGGCAACUGAUGGCAACAUAACCAGAAUAUUUGGUGAUAAUGAUGGUAGAGUGAUUAAUUUUGUGACUUCAGCUUUCGAGUUUGAGGAUCAUCUUUAUUUGGGCAGUCUCAAUUCCAACUUUGUUGGAAAAUUACCUUUGCACAGUGCUUAGAACUUUGUUAUAUAGAAUAGAAGGCUAAAUCUCAAUUUUGGUCCGUAAGAUUCACGCGAUUAUCUAUUUUGAUCUCCAAAAUUUAAAAUUAUCUAUACUGGCUCUCCAGAUUCAAGUUCGGACACUAAUGUGGUCUUUUGACUCUUUUCGGCGAUGACUAGACAAAUAGAAUGCUGAGAUGGCACCCUCUCUGCCACGCUGGAUGAUGAGUAAAUGACGUCAUUUAUCCUUGACGCCCAAACAAGUCAGAAAUAAAGAAUAGUGGAGGUAGAGAAGAAGAAGAAUAUUUUAUUUUGGGUUUCCAUGGUUUCUUCUCCCUUCAUAUAUAAAGCAACGAUAUUUCUGACUUGUUUGGGCGACAAGGGUAAACAACGUCGUUUACUCAUCAUCCAGCGUGACAAGAAAUAUGCCAUCUUAGCACUUUGUUUGCCUAAUCAUCGCCGGAAAGAAUUGAGAGACCAUAUUGGUUCCUGAACUUGAAUCUAAAGGACUAAUAUAGGUAAUUUUAAAUUUCAGAGACCAAAUUGAAUAAUCGCAUGAAUCUCAGGGACCAAAAUGAGAAUUUAGUCAUUGACGCAUGUAGUAUUAUUGGUAGUUAGAUAAACACUUCAAAUACUCAAGGGAAUUGGUCCAUGUGAUUAUUGUCAUUUUGUAUCAUGUCAUAAUAGACUCGUUUGUUUAUGUAUUUCAAGAAAAUCCACAAACAGAAAAUUGAGUAGUGUGUUUUUCAUAAAUUAAUUUAUGAAUGGAAGUAAUAAUAGAGAUGUACAA
Arachis stenosperma is the source of this 2106-nucleotide messenger RNA. Its product is annotated as protein STRICTOSIDINE SYNTHASE-LIKE 4-like. Gene Ontology annotation, molecular function: strictosidine synthase activity. Lineage: Eukaryota; Viridiplantae; Streptophyta; Magnoliopsida; Fabales; Fabaceae. The record is from RefSeq and is a predicted model, not a curated record. Gene Ontology annotation, biological process: biosynthetic process. Bases 256 to 1335 code for a protein of 359 amino acids. The transcript is spliced from 6 exons.